GGAGGAAACUUCCGAAUGAACCAAUAACUGAAUAGGCGGUCCCAAGUGUGAUAGAAGUACAGUAUGCAGAGUGCAUCACCAAACUGGCUACGACCCUGUCGAAAUCCCUCUGACCGCCCAAUUCUGCCUGCAUCUGAGGUACCAUGCCUCAAGCUUCUCUAAGCUUCCAUGCCAAACAGAGAACACAUCCUUCAUCCCACACGUUCAUUAUUUGCGCUCUACAACUUGACCACAUUCAAUAACUCGAGACAGUGCAGCUCAACAUGGCGCAGAAAUGCGUUCAUCAAUCGUGUGGGAAGAUAUACACAGACCCAGAGGAGGAAUGUCAAUACCACCCCGGCCCCCCAAUCUUCCACGAAGGACAGAAAGGCUGGAAAUGCUGCAAACCCCGCGUCCUAACCUUCGACGAAUUCCUCGCCAUCCCACCCUGCACCACCGGCAAACACAGCACAACAGACCACCCCCCACAACUCGAGAAGAAGACCGGCGACGCCGCCGCCGCAGAGACUCCCAGUCCUGCUCCUCCACCUGCCACAGCAACAGAGAGCUCGCGGCUGCCCGUGAACGCCGCCCCGCAACCAACAGCUACCCCGCCACCACCCCCACCAGAAUCCGAGGACGAUGAUCCGAGCCUUGAGAUUCCGAAGGGCAAGAUGUGUCGGCGGAAGGCGUGCGGACAGGCAUAUAAUGGCGGUGGGAGGGAGGGCGAGAAGUGCGUUUUUCAUCCUGGGGUGCCGAUUUUUCAUGAGGGGAGUAAGGGGUAUACGUGCUGCAAACGGCGGGUGCUGGAGUUUGAUGAGUUUAUGAGGAUUGAGGGGUGUCAGACUAAAGACCGGCAUCUAUUUAUUGGGAGUGGGAAGAAGAAGGGUGUUAAUGAGAAGGGUGGGGAGGAGAUAUUGGAGACGGUGAGACAUGAUUUCUACCAGACGCCAACAACGGUAAUCGCCUCCUUUUUCCUAAAGAAGAUCGAUAAAGAAAACGCCAAGGUGGAGUUCGCCUCUACCGAAUUAUCCCUCGACCUAGUCACCACAGAUCCAACUCCCAAGCGGUAUAAAACCGUUGUUCCUCUGUUUGGCUCCAUCGAUUCCGAGAAGUCGACAUCCAAGAUCCUGGGCACGAAGCUGGAAGUGACGUUUGUAAAGGCGGAUGGAGCUUCGUGGCCAGUGCUGAGAAGUGAUGAGCAACGGACUGGCGAAAUUAUCCAGGUUGGGAAAGCAGGCCGAGCUGUUUAAUGUGCUAAUGUACCCCACGAGUUAUGAAUAGACAAAAUAGCAGAAGGCUUGCUGAUAGCUCCCUCAUACAAAGUUCCUUGAGCUUGUCUUAUUGCAAAAAUAGUGAGGACUGAGUAUCCUACAGUUCUUGUGCUCCACAUCGCCCAUGCUUACUAUCUUGACGCUGGCUCCGCGAAUCGUAUACUAGGCCUCUCUUCGCUACUAUUCCGCUCAGAAGUAUGAUUCGAAACGUUGAUCUCAGGGAUACUGGGCCCUGCAACAGCUUGCAUCUCCCUGCUGGUGGGUUGC
Molecule: messenger RNA, 1520 nt
Organism: Mollisia scopiformis
Lineage: Eukaryota; Fungi; Ascomycota; Leotiomycetes; Helotiales; Mollisiaceae
Product: chord-domain-containing protein
Exons: 3
Coding region: 264-1232 (322 amino acids)
Source: RefSeq, a predicted model, not a curated record